AUGCGGGACUGACUGCCUGGCUGCACUGCUGCUGCUCCAACCGGCGCCGCAACGUCCCGUGCACGGCCCACCCACCCUUCCAACCCGUUCGAACUUCGGCGCGGGCAAAGAGUUCCGAUCCCUUCUCUGCUUCAUCUUCUCCCGACAGCGCAGUUCGUUCGAGGUCAUUCUACUCUGACAUAUCAAUUCUUCUACCUCCUUCUCCUCCUCCUCUCCUUCUACCUACGGUAUACUCGGUGGCAAAUCCAGCUGGCCUGCUUACCAACCUACCAACCCACCCACCUAGUUACCUACAUCAACCUACAAACCACCCUCACCUCUACCUCUACCUCUACCUCACCUCACACCAAUCCACAAUCCACAAUCCAAAAUGUCCGCCACCACCCCGACCUCGUAAUGUGCCGCAAACAACCCGGGAUCUCAAUCGGCCGCCUCUGCGACAAAUGUGACGGCAAGUGUCCCGUGUGCGACUCCUACGUGCGGCCCACCACGCUCGUCCGCAUCUGCGACGAGUGCUCCUUCGGCAACUACCAGAACAAGUGCAUUGUGUGCGGCGGCGAGGGCAUCAGCGAUGCCUUCUACUGCUUCGAGUGCACGCGCCUCGAGAAGGAUCGCGACGGGUGUCCCAAGAUUAUUAAUCUGGGGAGUUCGAGGACGGAUUUGUUUUACCAGAAGAAGAGUUUUCGGAAUCAUUGA
Molecule: messenger RNA, 696 nt
Organism: Aspergillus heteromorphus CBS 117.55
Lineage: Eukaryota; Fungi; Ascomycota; Eurotiomycetes; Eurotiales; Aspergillaceae
Product: PHF5 family protein
Exons: 1
Coding region: 397-696 (99 amino acids)
Biological process (GO): mRNA splicing, via spliceosome
Cellular component (GO): precatalytic spliceosome; U2 snRNP; catalytic step 2 spliceosome
Source: RefSeq, a predicted model, not a curated record